Messenger RNA from Dermacentor silvarum, 1459 nucleotides. RefSeq names its product solute carrier family 22 member 16. Gene Ontology annotation, biological process: transmembrane transport. Gene Ontology annotation, molecular function: transmembrane transporter activity. The record is from RefSeq and is a predicted model, not a curated record. NCBI's taxonomy places the organism in Eukaryota, Metazoa, Arthropoda, Arachnida, Ixodida, Ixodidae. The transcript has a single exon. Bases 4 to 1455 code for a protein of 483 amino acids.
UCUAUGCAGCACGGUGACGACGAGCGCCACGUGGUGCCCUGCGAGCACUGGCAGUACGACACCGCCAACAGGGGCGACAGCAUCAUUAGCCGGUGGUACCUGGUGUGCAGCCACGUCUGGCUCUUCAAAGUCAUCACGGUGGCGUACAUGCUGGGCGCAGCGCUGUGCGUGCCAAUGGCCGGAUUGCUCGCGGACAGGGUUGGUCGGAGACCCGCCAUUCUGGGUUGCGUUAUUUCCCUGCUGUGUUUCAGCAUUGGCUGCGCAGUCUCGCAAACUCUCGCCAUGUACGUGGUGACCAGGUUCUUCGUGGCGGCUUCCAGUUGCUCCGUGCAGGUGCUGAUAUUCAUCCUGCUCUACGAGGUGACUGGCAGCGAGCGACGCGCCCUCUACGGAAUCAUUGAUACGGCCGUCGGAAUGAUUACCGUAUCACCCGUACUGCGCCUGGUGUCUCUGCUGGCGCACGCGUUCCUCGUUCUGCCAACGGCCAUGCUCGUGUUCUGGUGCUACUUGCUCGACGAGUCACCCAGCUGGCUUCUGGCGACGUGGAGGGCGCGCUCUGCCGAGCGCGUGGUCAUGGUGGCUGCCAAGACCAACGGCGUCGACUUCCAAAAGGCUCGCCUCACGUUCAUGGCUCUCAGGGACCAGGUGAAGAAGCUCGAGCCCAUGUCCUCCAUGUCGAGCGCCAGCGAUACCUUCGCCAUGACGGCUACAUUUCGCCGGCGCGCUUUCGCGGUGGUUCUGUGCUGGUUCAGCGUCAACUACACCUACUACGGCCUGCUGGUGCGUGAUGUCUCCACCGAAGACUUGUGGUUCGCCGCGCGCAUCCUCCUGCAGGCGGCGCUCUACGCCAUCGUGUGGUGGCAUCUGCACAGCCACGGACAACGAGAGACCUUCCUCAUCGCACUCGGUCUCCUGGGGAUCGUCAUGGUGCUCGAGGUGGCCGUUCAUUUCGCCGGCGUCACGGUGCUGUUCGCACCGGCCAACACCGUCGUAGUGAGUGUGUCUGCCGUCACGCUGAGCGUGAACUACGGCUACACGGCCGAGGUGUUUCCCACCAUCGUCAGGAGCUUGGGCCUGGCCGUCUCGUAUGCCGCUGGACGCCUCGGAGUGCUGGCGGUAAGCCUUUUGCAGGAGCUAGCCGAAAUCAAAAGCGAGUCUUCCGCCAACCUGCUGAUGACAGUGCUGGUGCUCCUCAGCGCAGCGGCCCUCCAUUGGCUGCCAGAAAUCUUCGUGGAGAAGCGAAAGGUGGCUGCGACCCCGGCGAGCUCAAGCCCAGGGCAGCGCAAGAAGGAUAUGCAGAAAUCCCUUGCGUUGAUGAACACGACGUCCAUGCAGUCUCGCAUAGGAAAGCGUUCCCGCAAAGCAAGUAAAGCGAAAUCACAAUCGCGGAGCACUGGCAUAUCACCAGAGCCCAAGGACAAUGCGUCAGACCAACGCAUGCCGCCGAAGCCGUGAUAAG